Molecule: messenger RNA, 1335 nt
Organism: Scheffersomyces coipomensis
Lineage: Eukaryota; Fungi; Ascomycota; Pichiomycetes; Serinales; Debaryomycetaceae
Exons: 1
Coding region: 1-1335 (444 amino acids)
Biological process (GO): chromatin remodeling; regulation of DNA-templated transcription
Cellular component (GO): nucleus; Rpd3L complex; cytoplasm
Molecular function (GO): nucleosome binding; histone binding
Source: RefSeq, a predicted model, not a curated record
AUGACUGACGUUGAGACUACGGCUAGAGAGCCUUCUUUCGAAAAGGAAGAGUCAGAAGAAAUCCAAGAAGAAAGUGCUAUUAGUGAAAAGGCUCAAAAGGAGUACAGAAUCUGGAAGAAGAAUUCACCUUUCCUUUAUGAUUAUAUAUCAACAAACUCAUUAUUAUGGCCUUCUUUAACCAUACAGUUUUUCCCUGAUCGUGCUGAUCCAGCUGUUCAAAGUGAAGGUGUAAGUGAUGUUUAUUAUCAAAGGUUGUUGCAUGGAACUUUCACAUUGGGUCAAUCUGUCGAUAGUAUCUCAGUAUUACAAGUUCCACAAUUUCAAAACUUAAACAAAAAUUUAAAGAUAAGUCAGCUUGAUUAUAGUCAAGAUAAAGAAGAAUUCGAAUUAAAGUCAUCGAGUCAUAAGAUAAAAGUGCUUCAAAAAAUCAAUCAUUUCGGUGAUAUAAAUAACUUAAAGUAUAUGCCCCAAAAUCCUAAUAUCAUAGCAGCCAGUAACAAUUAUGGAAAUAUAUCUAUAUAUGAGAGAACCAAGCAUAAAAGUUUCAAAAAUUCCAUUAUAGAUGAUACAGAGUUAAAUAAAGUCCAAAUUCAUCUCAGUAAUAAUGCUGAUGAGAAUUCCAAUGUUGAUAUAUUUGCAAUGGAUUGGAAUAAACAAAGAGAAGGAAGCAUUAUCUCAGCCAAUGUAAAGGGACAAAUUAAUUUAUAUGAUAUCAAACAAAAUUAUGCGUCUGAUAAAGAUGAUGUCUUCCCUCAUUGGUCUUUUAAAAGUGAAGGGGAAGAUGUGGGUAUAAAUGAUAUAGAGUGGUUUCCAAAUCAUGAUAGCAUGUUUUCUACAGUGGAUGAAAGUGGAUUCAUAAAGAUUUUUGAUACUAGAUUGCCAGCUUCAAAUUCUCUUACAUUAAGUCAUAGACAAUCAUCAGUUGGGGUCAAUAGUAUAAGUAUCAAUUCCGGAAGUAGUAUGUGUAUAGCUACAGGUGAUAGUAGGGGUCAUAUUCAAGUAUGGGAUAUAAGAGACUUCAAUAAAGAGUCGGCAUCAAGUUUAUAUUCCAUCACCAACCAACAUACUGAUUCAAUUACACAAUUAAAAUGGCAUCCAAAAUAUCAUAAUAUACUAGGGUCAGCUUCUACAGAUACACUGGUAAGAAUAAUGGAUGUAUCGAAUCACGAACACAACGAAGGUCUCGUAUUCCUACAUGCUGGUCAUAUGUUAGGGGUCAAUGAUUUUGAUUGGUCUUAUCAUGAUGACUGGUUGGUAGCCAGUGUUGCUGAUGAUAACUCCUUACAUAUUUGGAAACCUACACAUUCAAUAACUAGUAAAUAUUCUUUGACGUAG